Messenger RNA from Acinonyx jubatus (cheetah), 3684 nucleotides. RefSeq names its product protein kinase AMP-activated non-catalytic subunit gamma 2 (gene PRKAG2). The coding region runs from base 775 to 2562 and encodes 595 amino acids. The transcript has 17 exons. The record is from RefSeq and is a predicted model, not a curated record. Lineage: Eukaryota; Metazoa; Chordata; Mammalia; Carnivora; Felidae.
CCGGGCCGCGCCGCCCCUCGCCGCCGGCUCCCUGUCCCCGGGACGCGGCGCGGCGGUGGGACGCAGCGGGCGCGCCCUCCGGCUGGCAGGGCCGCGCCAGCCGAGCCGCCGCCCGAACUUCGGCGCGCAGCCGAGCGGGGAGCCCAAUUGCCGGGGCGUUCGCGUUUGCGCCUCCUCCUCCCUCCCCUCCGCCCCAUCUCGCCCUGAAGGGGGACGGGCCGAGUUCCAGGCUCGGGGCUGGUUCAUUUUGCGGCCCAGGAUUAUAUUUACACACACACUGUCCCACUCUCGCCAGAUUGUCCGCUUCGGCGCAGGCACGGGAGGGUUGUUUUCCAAAGUACCGUCUUUCCCUGCACCUGCCUUUCAGAUCACCUCUGGGAACCUGUGGGAGGAGCUGACAGGGUGGACGAUGUUGCUUCGCUUUGCAAAAGGAAGAAAACUUUGUCACCCAGAGGGAGACCUCUGCCACGCGUAACCCGGAGAGAGACCAAGAACCAGGACAGGCUUUGGCUUUGAUUUUGCAUCGAUGAGCCCGUAAGGAGGAAGAGGACACGUGAACUCAGCGCACACGCCGACCGCCAUCCUCCCCGGUGGCGGCGGCCCCAGGUACCUGCGCCACCUUCCCUCCCCGCGGAAGUCCCCACGCGGUGUCUUCGGGGUGGAAGGCUAAUCAUCAAGAGCGCGCGGCUCGAGGCCGACGGCGGGGGCCGGGCGAGGAAGGAGAGGACCGAAUUGCAGGAACGAGUUACCCGGAAUUAACUUCUGGUUAAAGUUAUGGGAAGCUCGGCCAUGGACACCAAGAAGAAGAAAGAUGUUUCCAGCCCCGGCGAGAGCAGCGGAAAAAAAAAUCCCAGCCAGAAGAGGCGUUCGCUGCGAGUGCACAUCCCGGACCUGAGUUCCUUUGCCAUGCCUCUCCUGGACGGAGACCUGGAGAGCUCAGAAAAGCAUGCUUCUCGUAAGGUGGACAGCCCCUGCAGCUCGGGCAGCCCCUCCAAAGGGUUCUUCUCUCGAGGCCCCCAGCACCGGCCCUCCAGCCCCGUGUCUGCUCCUGUGAGGCCCAAGGCCAGCCCCGGCUCUCCCAAAACCGUGUUCCCAUUUUCCUACCAGGAGUCCCCUCCGCGCUCCCCACGCCGCAUGAGCUUCAGCGGGAUCUUUCGCUCCUCCUCCAAAGAAUCUUCCCCCAACUCCAACCCGUCUACCUCGCCCGGGGGCAUCAGGUUCUUCUCCCGCUCCAGAAAAAGUUCGGUGAGGCUGACCGUCGAGUCCGGGGACCCUGCCUCAAAUACUUUGUUGUCCGCAGCCCCCGAGAGGAGGGCCACAGCCUCAGGCCUCUCCUCCUCUCCGUCGACACCCACCCAAGCGGCCAAGCAGCACACGUUUCCUCUCGAAUCCUACAAGCAUGAGCCUGAGCGACUGGAAAAUCGCAUCUAUGCCUCCACUUCCCCUCCGGACACAGGCCAGAGGUACUGCCCGUCCUCCUUCCAGAGCACAGCCGGGCCUCCAUCAGCAUCACCCACGCACCAUGCUUCCUCCAGAACCGCGGCGCUGGCGGCGGCCCCGGGACCCGCGGAAGCCGGCAUGCUGGAGAAAUUCGAGUUGGAAGAAGAAGCAGAAGACUCAGAGAGUGGCGUCUACAUGCGCUUCAUGAGGUCACACAAGUGUUACGACAUCGUUCCCACCAGUUCAAAGCUUGUGGUGUUUGAUACAACGUUACAAGUGAAAAAGGCCUUCUUUGCCUUAGUAGCCAAUGGUGUCCGAGCAGCGCCGCUGUGGGAGAGUAAGAAACAAAGUUUUGUAGGAAUGCUAACAAUUACAGAUUUCAUAAAUAUACUACAUAGAUACUAUAAAUCACCCAUGGUACAGAUCUAUGAAUUAGAGGAACAUAAGAUUGAAACAUGGAGGGAGCUUUAUUUACAAGAAACAUUUAAGCCUUUAGUGAAUAUAUCUCCAGAUGCAAGCCUCUUCGAUGCUGUAUACUCGUUGAUCAAAAAUAAAAUCCACAGAUUGCCAGUUAUUGACCCUAUCAGUGGGAAUGCACUUUAUAUACUUACCCACAAAAGAAUCCUCAAGUUCCUCCAGCUUUUUAUGUCUGAUAUGCCAAAGCCUGCCUUCAUGAAGCAGAACCUAGACGCCCUUGGCAUCGGGACCUACCACAACAUCGCCUUCAUCCACCCGGACACUCCCAUCAUUAAAGCCUUGAACGUCUUUGUAGAAAGACGAGUGUCGGCCUUGCCUGUGGUGGAUGAGUCAGGAAAAGUUGUAGAUAUUUAUUCCAAAUUUGAUGUCAUUAACCUUGCUGCUGAGAAGACGUACAAUAACCUAGAUAUCACAGUGACCCAGGCCCUUCAGCACCGCUCACAGUACUUUGAGGGCGUCGUGAAGUGCAGUAAGCUGGAAAUACUGGAGACCAUCGUGGACAGAAUAGUGCGGGCCGAGGUGCAUCGGCUGGUGGUAGUAAAUGAAGCAGAUAGCAUCGUGGGUAUUAUCUCCCUGUCAGACAUUCUGCAGGCCCUGAUACUCACGCCCGCAGGUGCCAAACAAAAGGAGACGGAAACCGAAUGACCGCUGUGAGUGGAGGAGCCCUCGUAGGAGAACUUGAACAAAGAUUCUGGGUCACGCUUUGCCUCAUGAACACUGACCGUGUUAGAAGACCGUAAAAUGGCUAAGAAUGUAUAGCAGGGUUUAGCGAUGGGUGUUUUUUCCAGUGACGUUGAAACUGAGCAUAAGAAACAGGUUUUAUGUGUUUGAAGAUUCAGCCUUGCAUUAAAAGACUGUUUUCAGACCUUCGUCUGAGCGAUUUCAAAUGCUGUAUGUUAUUAAAGUGCACUGUGUCCUGAAAUUUUUUAUUAUUUUUCGUUUCAAAGAAUUCACUGGUCUGUAACAGGUAAUAUGACAUAAGGCGAGCGCAUGGCUUCUUCAGACCUAGUGCCUUAUGUCGGAACACGUGAUAUGUCAUCACUGCGGCCCGUGGCAGCUGGAGCCACACGGUGCUGGGGCGUGACAGUCUUUGGACCUUUACCAAAUCAGUUUUGUUCUCAUUAGAUUUGUCAAACCGUUGUAAUUUGGAUAUAAAUCAUUACUUUGUAAACCUUCAAUGGCAGUUUUACGUUUAAGUGUCUGUUCUGAACUACAGUGUAAACAAAACUGCUUUACAACAGCUUUAUUUAUUUUUACUUUCCUGCAAUUUUUUUUUUUUUUUUUUUUUUUUUUUUUACACAUCCUGGUGGGUAAGCCUCCCCAUGCCCGUUAAUAAACCAUCGGUGGUUAUUUUUAAAAGGCAAAUUUCACAUUUAAGUUUGGAUCUGGAAAGCGUAAGACUUCUAAAAUAGCCACUGUUAGAGUGGAAAAGCCGAAGUUUCUGAAAGCACGGGUGAAAACGUGCUCUGCUAGACUGGGAACAGGCGGCGGUUUUGAGCGGACAGAGUGCCGGGAAGAGGUCUAUUUUUUUCUUGUGUACUGAAACGUAAAAUCACAAUGUUUGUACGGCUGCUGUGCGAUCGUCCGUGUAAAUUCUAUUGUGGCACAUGCAAUAUGUCAUGUGGUUGAAGAGAAACCAUGUUUCCUAAUGUAAGUGCUCUGAAAAUGUCCACACUGUAUAUAUAUAUAUGAGUAUAGUUUGAUUUUUUGUUGUUGUUUUGGGGUUUUUUUGGCAGAUUGAAAGAUUAAAGCAAAUCUUAUUAUCGA